Stylonychia lemnae is the source of this 1167-nucleotide messenger RNA. The record is from the annotation of a GenBank genome assembly. Lineage: Eukaryota; Ciliophora; Spirotrichea; Sporadotrichida; Oxytrichidae.
AUGAUGAUGUAACAAAAAAGCAGUGACAUCUUUACAUGCAUUUGCUGCAACAAAUUUUAUAAUCUCGAUGAUAGGAAACCGAUAUAACUUCCCUGUGAAGAUGUUAUAUGCCGUUAAUGCUAUUGCAUUCAGAAGGACUAAGUUUAGAGCUAGCAAAUCUAAUGUCCAUUUGAUAAUACUCAUCUUUUUGAUAUUGAUCAUCCAAUUAGAACACCAUUAUACUUGCUCAGAAAUCUAGAGAAGUAUGAUUUUCAUUUGAUAACAUGUGAUCAACAUCCUUCAGAAUAUGCCAAUAUAUUUUGUAAACAGCUCAAUAAAGUCAUUUGUAGUAGGUGCUUUUAAUAAAAUCCACACCCACACUACUAUAGAGAUAAAAGUUCACAUUUCUUUUUCGACAGAAAAUUCUUAGAAGAAUCAUUUUAAAAAAUGAUUAAUAUCAACGAAAAUGUAAUACAAGAUAUUAAGAUUCUUCAAGAUAACAUUAAUCAAUUCAUAAAUAAGGAAAGAAAUUUUAACAUUGAAGAAAUUCAGAAUAUGAUAACCAAGAAUUAUCACAUCAUUUAAUAAUCUUAGUUGGCUGAUAAGGAUUUGCUAUUACUAUCAUAUUAGCCAAGCAUCUUAAGUUUUAUAUCUAAUUUUUCAAGAUUGGUAAUGCUUCAUAUCUAAAAUGAUAGAAUUACUUCACAUCUUUUGAGAAUUAAAGGUUCGACAAAGCUUUUGUAUAGAGCAACAAGAGAUGGAUUUUAGGCAGUCAAUUUUCAUUCGAGAUGUGAUAAUUUAGGGCCAACUAUAUCGUUUAUUAUGAGUCAUUAAGGAAAUGUAUUUGGAGGAUAUACUUCUGUUUCUUGGACCUCUCCAGCCAAAAAUACAAAUUAUCCUGAUAAAGAUUCUUUCUUAUUUCAACUUAAUUUGAACAAACUUUAUUAGAAAGUUGGGUCUCUAGAUUUUGCAGUUCAACAUAACACUAAGUUCCUAAUGGUAUUUGGGUCAGGAGAUAUGCUCAUCAGUGAUGAAUGCAAUAAAAACUCUGAAAGCUACUCCGAAUUAGGGUACACUUAUGAACUUGAAAAAGAUAUAGAAUCUUCAAAUAAAUAGAAAUUAUAAUAUCUAGCAGGGACUGAUUACUUCAAAGUUAUUGAGAUUGAAGUAUAUCAAGUAAAGCCAUGA